Molecule: messenger RNA, 7131 nt
Organism: Morone saxatilis (striped sea-bass)
Lineage: Eukaryota; Metazoa; Chordata; Actinopteri; Moronidae
Product: 1-phosphatidylinositol 4,5-bisphosphate phosphodiesterase beta-4-like
Biological process (GO): phosphatidylinositol-mediated signaling; lipid metabolic process
Molecular function (GO): phosphatidylinositol-4,5-bisphosphate phospholipase C activity; calcium ion binding
Source: RefSeq, a predicted model, not a curated record
CACGCACACACGCGCAGGCACGUUUAGAGUGAGAGGAGGGGAGAGUGGUGCGCGCUGCCUAGCUGAAGAGGGGUUCCUAAUCAAAGCGCAUCAGGGCCGCUCAUUCUCCACUGGAGGGCGAGUGGUACAAGAGCACCGGGACACUCCGGCAGCAGUGAGACAGAGCAGACAGUCGGAGGAGGACGGGGUAGAGCCGCAGCAGCUGGAAGACACAGACAGGUACAGACACAGAGAGAGAAACCCCGACCCGGACUCUGAAAAAGCAUCAUUUCUUUCCGCCGUUGGAUUAAACCCGCCCCGACCCGUCUCCAGAACCGAAAUCACGCCAAGACAUGAGCUUCUCCCGCUGAACGUUAUUGAUGCUGAACUGAGUGGUCCAGUGCUGUCCUCCAGUGUCCUCCCCUCCCCUCAGUUUUCUGUCCCUCUGUCUGUCACCUGGUUUGUGAGCAGCCAUGACGAAGUCCUACGAGUUCAACUGGCAGAAACACCUGCCUGAGUUCAUGCAGGAAGGCACCUCCUUUGAUCGGUUUGAUGAGGACCCGUACACCUUUGAGCCCAACUGUCAGAUGAAGGUGGACGAGUAUGGCUUCUUCAUCACCUGGAAGAGUGAGGGAAAGGAAGGCCAAGUUCUCGAGUGUUCCCUCAUCAACAGUAUCCGUGUUGGUGCCGUCCCAAAGGACCCCAAGAUCUUGUCAUCAUUUGAGGCCAUUGGAAAGACGGAGGCAGACUUAGAGGGCUGCAUCAUCUGCAUCUGCAGCGGCACAGACCUGGUCAACCUCAACUUCAUGUUCAUGGUGGCGGAGAGCCCCGACACAGCCAGGAAGUGGAUCGAGGGUUUGAGGUCAGUGAUUCACAAUUUUAAGGCCAACAACGUCUGUCCAAUGACCUGCCUCAAGAAACAUUGGAUGAGAAUGUGCUUCCUGACCAAUGUGAAUGGGAAGAUUCCUGUGAGAGGCGUUACUCGAACUUUUGCAUCAGGAAAGACAGAGAAGGGGAUCUUUCAGGCUCUAAAGGAUCUUGGCCUUCCUAGUGGAAAGAAUGAUGAGAUUGAACCAUCAGAUUUCACCUAUGACAUUUUCUACGCGCUCACACAGAAGAUCUGCCCUCGCACAGACAUAGAGGAACUCUUCAAGAAGAUCAAUGGGAACAAAACUGAUUAUUUAACUGUAGACCAGUUAGUCAGCUUUCUGAAUGAAAACCAGCGUGACCCUAGGUUAAAUGAGAUCCUGUUCCCGUUCUACGACCCCAAGAGAGCCAUGCAGAUCAUUGAGAAAUACGAGCGAGAUGAUGAGCUAAAGAAGAAAGGUUACAUGUCCAGUGAUGGGUUCUGCCGGUACCUGAUGUCAGACGAAAACGCGCCGGUUUUCUUGGACCGGCUGGAGUUGUACCAGGAAAUGGACCAGCCACUGGCCCACUAUUUCAUCAGCUCCUCCCACAACACUUACUUGACAGGGCGACAGUUUGGAGGGAAGUCUUCAGUAGAGAUGUACCGCCAGGUCCUGCUGUCUGGAUGCAGAUGUGUGGAGCUGGACUGCUGGGAUGGGAAAGGAGAGGACCAAGAGCCCAUUAUUACUCAUGGCAAGGCCAUGUGCACAGACAUCCUGUUCAAGGAUGUUAUCCAAGCCAUCAAAGAGACAGCAUUUGUCACUUCAGACUACCCUGUUAUUUUGUCCUUUGAAAACCAUUGCAGUAAACCACAGCAGUACAAGAUGGCCAAGUAUUGUGAGGAGCUUUUUGGUGACUUCCUCCUCAAACUGCCUCUGGAAAACUACCCGAUUGAAUCUGGGCGCCCCUUACCUUCUCCAAAUGAUCUCAAACGUAAAAUCCUCAUCAAAAACAAACGCUUGAAACCUGAAGUUGAACAGAAACAGCUAGAGGCCUUUAAAAAACACAUGGAGGCAGGAGAGACCAACACCCCUGCCAUCAUUAUGGGCGAGGAGAAUGAAGACGACACAGAGAACGGAGAAAAGGAGGCUGAGGAUAAAGAUUUGAAUUCAGAGGCCCCCAGCAGUCUGUCAGAGGCAACCAGUGAGAAAGAGGCCAACAGUGUUUCCCAGAGUAACGCUGUCAGCUCAAGCAAAGAGGAAGAACACAGCAACAGUAUCAAGAAGGUGCCUGAAGAUGAAGUAGCAGAGAUAUCUGAAGCCACAGAAGCAACAGACGCCACAGAUAUCUCAGAAGCAUCUGAACAAGACAAUAACAAGAAGGUCGUGGAGGAGGCAGAAGACUCUGAAGAGGCUCUGAUAGCUCAGUACACCUAUGUAGGAGCCACGACUAACAUCCACCCGUAUCUCUCAGCCAUGGUCAACUACGCACAGCCUGUCAAGUUCCAGAGUUUUGAUGUAGCAGAAGAAAGGAACAUCCACCAUAACAUGUCAUCUUUUAACGAGUCUGUUGGCCUGGGCUAUCUGAAGACCAAUGCCAUAGAGUUUGUCAACUACAACAAGCGUCAGAUGAGCCGUAUCUACCCCAAAGGGGGCCGGGUGGACUCCAGUAAUUACAUGCCUCAGAUCUUCUGGAACGCAGGCUGCCAGAUGGUCUCACUCAACUUCCAGACCCCAGAUCUGGCCAUGCAGUUGAACCAGGGAAAGUUUGAGUACAACGGCUCCUGCGGGUACCUGCUAAAGCCCGACUUCAUGCGACGGUCAGACAGGAUGUUUGACCCUUUCUCUGAAACGCCGGUGGAUGGCGUCAUCGCUGCAACCUGCAGCGUACAGGUGUUCUCUGGACAGUUCUUGUCAGACAAGAAAAUUGGAACGUAUGUUGAGGUCGACAUGUACGGGCUGCCAACGGACACCAUCCGAAAGGAGUUCCGCACACGUAUGGUGAUGAACAACGGACUGAACCCAGCCUACAACGAGGAGCCCUUUGUCUUCAGAAAGGUGAUCUUACCGGAUCUGGCAGUACUGCGCAUCGCCGUCUAUGACGACAACAACAAGCUGAUUGGCCAGCGCAUCCUGCCUCUGGACGGCCUGCAGGCUGGCUACCGUCACAUCUCGCUGAGGAACGAGGGCAACAAGCCCCUGUCGUUGCCCACCAUCUUCUGCCAAAUCAUCCUCAAGACCUACGUGCCCGACGGCUUUGGAGCAAUUGUGGACGCCCUGUCAGACCCAAAGAAGUUCUUGACCAUUGCAGAAAAAAGAGCUGACCAGAUGAAGGCACUGGGGAUUGACACGAACGACAUAGCAGAUGUUCCUAGUGGAAGCUCAAAGAACGACAAGAAGGGAAAGGGUAAAGGAGACACUGUGAAAGCCAGUGUGACACCACAGGCCAGCUCAGACAUGGCCCAGACCUCCAACUCCGCCCAAAAUAACACAGCAGAAAACAAGAAGGAUCCUGCACUCGUGCCUAAUGUCAGCAUUGAUGACUUAAAACAGAUGAAGACGUACCUUAAAUUGUUGAAAAAGCAACAGAAGGAGCUCAACGCUUUAAAGAAGAAACACUCAAAGGAUCAAAAUACAAUGCAGAAAGCCCACUGCACCCAGGUGGACAAGAUGGUGUCUCAACAUGACAAGGAGAAGACAACCCUAGAGAAACUACUAGAGAAAGCCAUCAAGAAGCGAGGGGAAAACAACUGCCAGGAGCUCAAGAAGGAGACAGAGGAUAAGAUCCAAACACUCAUCGCUGAUCACAAAGUCAAGGUAAAGGACAUCACAGCACAGCACACUAAAGAGUGGUCAGAGCUGAUCAGUAGUCACAGCAGCGAAGAGCAGGAGAUGAAGGACAGCCACGUCACACAGCAGUGUGAACACCUCAAGAAGCUCCUGACCACUGUUCAGGAGCAGCAAACCAUGCAGCUCAAACUGAUCCACGAACGGCAGAGCAAAGAGAUGCGUGCCAACCAGGCAAAGAUGUCCAUGGAAAACAGUAAAGCUAUCAGCCAGGACAAGACCAUAAAAAACAAGGCAGAGAGAGAGAGGAGAGUGCGAGAACUAAACAGCAGCAACACUAAGAAGUUCCUGGAUGAGAGGAAGAGGCUGGCCAUGAAGCAUCAGAAGGAGAUGGAGCAGCUAGAGAAAAACCAGAGGGAACAGUUGGAUAAACUGGAGAAGUUCAAUGAGCAGCUUUUGAAAUCACACCAUGCAAACAAACAGGUUCAAGGCCAAGGACAUGCAGCAGAUGGUGAAGUUGGAGGAGGAGAUGGACCGCAGACCUGCCACGGUGGUGUGAGCGACUGAGACCGAGACACAACCACACAAACACAAACACUAACACACAGACACACACACACGCAGGUGCAGAAACACUCCACCGCGGAUAGCUCUCUACAACCCAGAGACAUAAACCCUGCCUACAUCACUGUCUCUGUACAUUUCUGUCAUGUUAACACACAAACACACAGUAGCCCCCCUCCCCCCACCACUCAGUUUCUGCCCCUUACCCCACCCACCAACAUUAUACCACUGAGCCAUUGGCGCUUACCGCUGUUUGACAGGGGGUUUAACCACUUAUCGAGAGAGGAAAUGUUACCUCGGAGACGAAGCAACACAGAGUCAGGCGCGCCCCCUCCUCGCUGUACGUAGAUCCAAAUUUUCUAUCUCCUUCAAUGUUCUCUGCAUCGCACGGGCAACACAAGCUGCAGCUAUUGAUGGACACACACACACACACAAACACCACACACACCCACACCACACAAACACUUACGGGAAGUGAUGUCCAUUCCCCUUUUGAUUUGUUUUGUUUUGGGUUUUUUUUGUUUGUUUUUUUAAAUCGGUACCCGAUUAACUGACAGCGUGGAAGAGGGGAGAAGAGUAUGUAUAAGAUUUAAUGUCAAUUCAGCACAAAUGAAUAAACUUUGUGAAAUACACUGUAUGCUACACACCAGUCCUGUCCUGAGCACUUUGUACUGUAUGUGAUAGGCCCUCAUAACAAUGUGGAAAAUGUAGCAGUGCACUACUGUAGGUUUUCUGUAUUUCAGUAAGAAUGUAUUUUUAAAAAAAAACACUGUAUGAAGGAGUGGCAAACCCCCUGCUGUGUCACCUAUUCCUACAAUGCAAGUUGUUUGACUACACAAAGAUGUAUUACUAAUUUUUUGUUGUUGUUCAGCAAUGUUACAGCCCAUGAUAAAAAGGCUUGCUGAGACAGAAGACUAGAAAGGGAUCACGAUUGAUGGAUUGAUGGUCAACUUCAUUGUUAAAGCCAAAUACCCAAUAGAUUGUGCUUCACUUUUACUUGAAAAUAAAAUGAUUAUACACGAUUUUUAAGUAGUGAAAGGGAAGCACGGUUAUUUUAUUGUUUGUGCUCAAUCAUUACAAGUUUACAUCUGCAAAACUCACUGUUUUAUACUCCUAAUUUUGGGCUCAAAAUCAUGUAUUCUAUGCAAAAAAAAAAAAAAAAAGAUUAACACAUACAUGAUUCCCUCAAAGUUCAGAGUGUAAAAAAUAUAGCAAAUCAAUCAGGACGAUCACAGUAGCCAACAGAAGCACAGGUACAGAUAUUACCGUAAUAGUAACUACAUUGUGGUUGCUUUGUGUAGCCUUUAAUGUAUUGAUUAAAAUUGUUGCAUCUCUACAAACCAAGGCAAUGAUAUUAGUAGUUACGACACGUAAUUGAAAAUAAGAUGAUAUAAUAAAGGGGGGAUGUACCAGUAAGUAAAAUGUUAAGUAGGAUUCAAAUAGCUCUUUGCAUUGAGGAGUUUUGCAUUUGAAACUCUUGUGAACAUUGUGCCCAAUCUGUAAUAAAUACAGUGGUAACUAAAUGAAUCCAUUCUUGGCAGCAUAUUAAUUCUGCUGUUAGACAUUGUUUUAAUUGACCAGCCCAUCACCAUCAGACAAGAACUUUGGCAGACAGAAGUCAAAGCAACCUCAUGUAGUCAGUUUCGCACUCAUUAAGACGUUGUUGAAGUGAAGUCCCUUAAUAGCUUCUUGACUGCACAUUAGCAAGCUCAGCUUGUAAUCCUCGUCAUUUUCCCUGCUGGCCUGUGGUCGGGGGAGACUGAACAAUUAUAACAGAUCUGUAACAAAGCCUGUGACAUGGCUGCCACCCACACCUAUACACACCAGGGAUUUCAGACAAGGCCUGUGUCCCAAACAGGUUCCCUCUAAAUGUUACUGUUAAUGGGACUAUAGAUAGCUUGAGGAAGCACUACUGUACGCAGCCCUGGCGACACUGCGGGACACAAAGCCACUGCAGAGAAAGAAAUGUGACUUGAAAGUACUAUUAUGAAGUAAUCCUGUGGGUACUGAAGUAUUUGUGCACACAUGAUCAUGCCAAGCAUUCACUUUGCAUCGUAUACCACUAAUAAAGAUCGACCAAACUGACAAAAGUCAGAAUUCUGAUAAUAUGAAAACACACAAAAAAAAUGGGGAUAAAGGCACCUGUAGGUGUUUUGGCCUUUUUAAAAGAUUUCUUUCUGUUGUUUUAUUCUGCUGUAACACGCAUAAAGGGUAGACAGGAUGUUUUUGUAUAUACUGGAAUGUAUGUAGUUUAAUUUACUUUUUGACCAAUUGUCCUCUGUCAUACAAGGGCUCACGGGACAGAGUGAGUCUGUUGGAUGUUGGGGAAAGACAUUUAUCAACCACUGGGUUUUCUUCUUGUUUGUUCUUUUGGUUUCGGUUCUCCAGUCUGCCCUCACUGCACCACACACAGUAUAAAGCUCUCACCACAUAUCUAGUGCAGAGAUAAACGAGUAAAAGUGCUUUUAAAUUUUAUUCCAUCGCUUUCAAAUGUGCCACUCGGUGUCUGUUAGGAAGUUAAAAUUAUUUUAUGACUGAUAAAAUGCCAAAUUAAGGGGUUAUUUAUAUGAAGAUAUAUAUAAAUAAAUGAAUAUAUAUAUUAUAUAUAUUAGAUAUAAUGUGUAGUUUAAGAUUAUUAUGUUUGUUAGAGGCUUUUUUGCACUAGUUGAAUGUUUCUGUUGUGUGAUUACAUGUAACCUUUGGCUCUCUAGUUUGUCAAAAAAAGCAGAUUAUUUUUGCAGAGCAAUGUCACCGGUUUGAUUUCCUCAGUUUCUACUGUAUCUCCUCUUUGUUUUCUAUUUGAACUGUAGCUUGUCAACAAACCAUUAUGUGCGUGUUUUUGUAUUUAUAUUGUAUUGUUGAACUUAAAGCAAUGAAAAUACUGUUGUUAUCCAGCUCCUUUAAUACUGUUUUAUAGUAUGUGUACCAAUAAAACCAGGUGUAAAAUGGGACAUCA